AUGGCUUUUUCUCAAGCUUUUUACAACCAAAAUUCUAUCUUGAGAAUCAAUGUUAUGGUUGUGGAUGAUGAUCCUGUUUUCCUUCGAAUCAUGUCACAAAGGCUCGAAAAUUUUAAACACAGAGAUUCAUCGACUAUGGAGAUCACGGUUAUAGCUGUAAAAGAUUCGAGAGAAGCAUUGUCUACUCUUAAAAUCGAAAGAAACAAUAUCGAUCUCAUAGUCACUGAUUAUUACAUGCCUGACAUGAACGGUCUACAACUCAAGAACCAGAUCACUCGAGAAUUUGGCAAUUUACCGGUCAUAGUUAUGUCAUCGGACACCGGUAAAGAACAUGAGAGUUUAACGUGUGGAGCGAUGGGUUUCAUUCAAAAACCCAUAAAAGCAACUGAAUUAGCCAAGAUUUACCAACUUGCUGUAACUUGUAAGAGGAAUGGUAAGUCCACCUUAUGGACCGAGAACAACCACAAUGACACAUAUGUUAGCAUCCCUCAGCGAAUCCAGUUGGUUCCUGAGCAAGACAAUCUCGUGAUGACCACGAAGAAGAAGUUACCUAGAUCGGAUUCAAGAUCCAUGAACAGUACAAAUGGAAGUUGUGUUAGUACUAAUGCUUCACGGAAAAAUAAAAAAAUAAAAGCAAACGUUGGUUCUGGUGAUGAUGUUGAGGCUUUGUCGCAGCCCUCCAAGAAGAGUAAGAUUACAUGGACGGAUGAUCUUCAUGAUCUUUUCUUACAAGCUAUCCGACACAUCGGUCUUGACAAGGCUGUGCCAAAAAAAAUCUUAGAGUUCAUGAACAUAUCAUACUUGACAAGAGAGAACGUAGCCAGUCAUUUACAGAAAUAUCGACAAUUCUUGAGGAAAGUCGCGGAAAGAGGUUCUUUGUGUUCAAACAUGUUGCCGAGUAAUGGCAUAGACUCGACAUAUCCAUAUCCUCGCAUCACAGAGCCAUGCUACAACAACUACACUUCUUCUUCUUGGUACGGCACAAGUCUCAACAAUAGAUCAUGCUAUUCCGAACCCGGACACGGUAUUGGACAGUCUAGACUCCUAUCCAACACAUCUGAUCCCGUCCGCUUCAAUCAGAUGCCUCACAACUACAUGAACCGGUCGUCCACCUAUGAGCCGCACCGUCUUGGAUCAAACUUGAACCAGCCCAUCGAGAGCAACCUCAAUUACUCAUCCCAAAAUGAAGGAAGAAGAAGCUUUCUUGAACCAACGGCGAACAAAACUAGCCAAACAUCUCAAGUGCUCGGGUUUGAACAAAAUGGAUUAUCAGCUAUUAAUGGUAGUGGUUUCAACAAUAACAUGUUGAUCAGCUGUGGAAGUUUAGCUCCUAAUCAACCAGGAACUAACAGCUAUAAAUGUUCAAUUUCUACUCAACAAGGAAUAUUGAGCGCCUAUGGAAGUUCAACUUCUACUCAACCAGGCAUAAGAAGCCAUAUAAGCUUGACUCCUAAUCAACCAGGAAGGAGCAGCUAUGGAAGUUUAACUGCUGCUAAACCAGGAAUGAGUAGUCAUGAAAGCUUAUCUCCUAAUCAACAAGGAAUGAGCAGUUAUGAAAAUUUAACUUUGAAUCAACCGGAAAUGAACAACCGUGGAAGCUUACCCCCUGAUCAACCACAAAUGAGCAGCUAUGGAAAUUUAAGUUCUAAUCAACUAGGAUUGAGCAGCCAUGGAAUUUUAACUCCUAAUCAACCAGGACUUAAAAUUUAUGGAACUGAAACUCAUAAUGCAGGACUAAACAACUUUGGAAGUUUAACUACUCAUCAACCAGGAUCUAGCAACUUCUCGUAUGGGUUGCAAUCAUUCGUAGAUAAUGAGAACAUUGCAUAUAAACCUCAGCCUCAUCCACGUUCCAAUGCAACUGCACAGCCAAAUAUUGAAAUUCCUCAACAGGAGAAUCUCAGCUUGUAUGAUGAGUUUGGCAACAUUAAUGAGCUUCUUUGCGACAUAAGUAACUUUCAACUGGAUCACAACAAGCAACAAGAAGCGGUUUCUACCACCCAAUUUGAGCUUCCUUCAAACUUUUCGACCGAAAUGAAUCAGCUUUUCUCUCUUGAAAAAGAUGAUGACUGGACCUUUGUGAACACAAACCAGGGACACUCUAUUGGAGAAACAUCAAACAAUGUUGCUCCAGAGGCGAAUUCUCAAACUUUCAACAUGAGCACAAAUCAUGAUCAGGAACAGGAUGCUCAAGAUUUUGUCGACUGGUCGUUCUUGAAUCCGGCGGACUUGGCAAAUGAGUACGACUUCAUGGACUCAUUGUUCAAUGGGAUGAACGGAAAAGGGUUCGAUGAUCCAAGAUGUUAG
Messenger RNA from Raphanus sativus (radish), 2307 nucleotides. Its product is annotated as putative two-component response regulator ARR21. The transcript is spliced from 9 exons. The record is from RefSeq and is a predicted model, not a curated record. Bases 1 to 2307 code for a protein of 768 amino acids. NCBI's taxonomy places the organism in Eukaryota, Viridiplantae, Streptophyta, Magnoliopsida, Brassicales, Brassicaceae. Gene Ontology annotation, molecular function: DNA binding. Gene Ontology annotation, biological process: phosphorelay signal transduction system; cytokinin-activated signaling pathway.